Molecule: messenger RNA, 1365 nt
Organism: Melitaea cinxia (Glanville fritillary)
Lineage: Eukaryota; Metazoa; Arthropoda; Insecta; Lepidoptera; Nymphalidae
Gene: Cralbp
Product: clavesin-2
Exons: 7
Coding region: 157-1161 (334 amino acids)
Cellular component (GO): membrane
Molecular function (GO): phosphatidylinositol bisphosphate binding
Source: RefSeq, a predicted model, not a curated record
CUUGCUUCACUGGUGGCACAGUAAGCUAUUAAAAAAAAAAGAUAGAAGCAGAGUGCGUCCACGCACUUUAUCCAUUGCUCGCUUGUUCGUCGUUGAGUGAACUCGCUUUUUGAUUUGGAUAUUUCCGCGAGUUUUUUUUAUUUAAUAAGAAUAAAAAUGACGACCGCAAGCGUUUUGCUCACCGUGAGCACUACGUGGUCCGCCAACAAUGACAUUUGCGAGAAAGAGGAACGCGUUGGUCGGUGUCUCAAGAACAUAGCGGAAGUAGCAGCGCACGAACUGAGGGAAACUCCAGCGACUAAAGAACAAGCCAUACGUAUCAUGCGAGACUGGAUACAAAAAAAUAACGACAUAAAAAAUAUUAGACAAGAUGAAUCAUUUUUACUACGUUUUCUUCGCCACAAGAAAUACAGCAUACCGAUGGCUCAACAAACACUUUUGAAAUAUUUGAGCUUAAAAAAGUAUUACCAUGAUAUUUUCACCAAUUUGGACUGCGAAGAUCCUAAGAUAAAGGAGAUUCUCGAUAACGGGUACAUAGCCGUUUCGCCGGUUAGAGACAGCAAGGGUCGUCGGGUCAUCGUUUACAACAUGGGUAAAUUUGACGCGACCAAAUUUGGCUGUUGGGAUAUGUGCAGGGCACAUAUGAUAGUAUACGAGGCAUUGAUGGAAGACCCAAUCGACCAGAUUUUCGGUUUUACACACGUGGGCGAUGGUUUCGGAAGUACGACAGCGCAUGUGACUACUUGGAAUCCUGUUGAUUUCGCGCGUCUCAUCAAGUGGGGCGAGCAAUCAGUACCAAUGCGUCACAAAGAAUUCCAGCUUGUCAACGUUCCGGCAGCCCUAAAAUAUAUCAUCGACUUUGCAAAAUCAAAAGUUUCAACAAAAAUAAGCGAGAGAUUGCAUAUUUACACAAGCAUUAAGAAUCUGCAUAAUCACGUAGAUGUCGCGUGUCUGCCGACAGCUUAUGGAGGACAUAUACCUUUACAAGAUAUGAUUGAAUAUACAAGGAAUCUGUUGGUGGAGAAGAGACAGAUGACACUUGCGCUAGACAAAAUGGAAAUAAUUAGUACUGCGGGAAUUAUCUCCUCAAGAAACCCAACAAACACUAAAGGCAAUGGCGUGUCAAUCGAGGGCAGUUUUAGAAAGUUAGAAAUAGAUUAACUGUGAUGCGUAUAAUUAGACUAAUUUAGAUUUUCUAAGCAUUUACGUAAUAUAUGUAGGUUAAGGAAUACAGGUGUAUAUGAAAUCUGGGAAGACUAUAUUAUAUUUUCGUAUGAUUUUCGAUGAACUUUAUAAAGGUGUUUAACUUAAGUGUCUUUGGAAAUAUUAGGGUAUAAUUGGAAAUUAAAAUCCUGGCAAAAUGUC